ACACAAAAUCCUUAAACACAAAAUAACCUCUCAAACAAGCACACCCCAAGAUCCCUGCCCCCACCCUUUUUGCUUCAGUUCAACCACCAGAAUCACCCACAUCUCCAUCAUCGGCGACCACCGUAGGCGGCGGUGGCGUGGUGGAGUUUGUCGGGUCGUUGUUCGAGCGAGAGAGAGAGAAACGGCGAGAUGAGAGAGACAGAAACGGCGGCGCCGGCAGCCGUACCGGUCGCCGGCAACGACAAUCGUGCCGACAUUGGCGACGGUAAAGGUGGGUUCUUCUUCUCGGGUCAGUUUAUGCCCAGUUUGUGCUCGGUUCAGUCAUUUGGCUCGAGUUAUAUCCCGCUCGGUUCAGGGAUAUGUCCACUCGAAGCUCGCUUGGUUAUGGUUAUUUCAAUUGCACCAAUGCUCAAGAUGAUGGUUUUUAGUUGGGACAAAACUACAAGUGAUCAUAACCAAAAUGGGCUUGAGGAUUCAAGAAAGAGGUGCAAUGAUCAAGGGUAUACCCUUCGUUCAUCUCGCCAACGACCUUUUUUGUAUCAAUACGGGCCGAAAUCAUGCUUCCAUAAGAACAAAGCCGACUUUGGGAUUAAGAUUCCAAUGGCGGUGUUUGUACUAAAACUAUGCAACCAUGACUUUAUGCACUAGUGACACAAAUGGGUUCAACCAUGAGCCGGCCAUGUUCAACGAUCAUGUGGCAAUUUAUACGGUUCCGGUUGCAAGUAUAAAUUGAAGACGUUGGUUUGAGUUGCAAGUACGUAGACAUUGGUUCGGGAAGUUAUUGUAUAUCACAUUCAUCUUUAUAGAUAUAUGUAUUUGUGUUACUUUGAAAACUUUGUAAUUUACAUUGUUGGAUUAUGUUACAUGGGUUUAAUUUAA
Helianthus annuus (common sunflower) is the source of this 879-nucleotide messenger RNA. RefSeq lists its product as uncharacterized. Lineage: Eukaryota; Viridiplantae; Streptophyta; Magnoliopsida; Asterales; Asteraceae. Bases 190 to 648 code for a protein of 152 amino acids. The transcript has 6 exons. The record is from RefSeq and is a predicted model, not a curated record.